AUGUCGACUGAGAAAUCGCACGACAUGAUCGAGCCUGCUCCGAGCAAUGACCAGGUUUCCAUCGAAAAGAUAGACCUUGAAAACGAUGGAGAGAUCUUCAAGCGUGGGGAAGGAUACGAGGACUUCCGCACAGUUGGAUGGAUACAGACCACAAUCAUAUUCACGAAGCUGAUCUUCGCAACCGGUGUCCUGACGAUUCCAUCCGCCAUGUACACGCUGGGUGCCUUCCCUGGCGCCAUCAAUGUUCUUGGCUGGCAGUUCCUCAACACCUAUUGUGCUCAGGUACAAGGUCAAUUCCGUCACAACCACGCUGGUUGCCACAGUAUCGCGGAUAUGGGCAAUCUCGUUGGCGGGAAGAUAGUGAGAGAGCUUACGGGUAUCCUUUUUCUCGUUGCCUUCAUUCUCGUUGGAGCUUCGGGAAUCGUAGGCACAUCGACCGCGCUUAACGCCCUCUCCAACCACUCGCUCUGCACAAAUUACUUCUCGAUCAUCGCAACUAUCAUGGUAUUUGUCGCUGGAAGUCCGAGAAAAUUUGAGAAGAUUGCCUGGGUAACCUGGGCUGGGUUCCUUUCGGUCUUCAUUGCCAUCUUCAUUGUCGUCGUUGGUGUCACUACACUCGACCGUCCAGCAGCAGCCCCACAAACCGGCGACUUCGACUUUGGCUACCAUGUCAUUGGCCACCCUACAUUCGCUGCCGGUAUGGUAGCCGCGUCCACAAUAUUCUGCUCCGGUGCUGGAACAGGUGCAUUUUUGCCUGUUAUGAGCGAGAUGAAGAACCCAAAGGACUACAAGAAGGCCGUAAACUGGUGCAUGGGUUUCGUAACCGCUGCUUACCUCACCUUCAGUAUUGUCGUUUACUGGUAUUGCGGCAAAUGGGUAGCUUCCCCAUCGCUCGGUAGCGCUGGUCCUCUGAUCAAGAAAAUCGCAUACGGUAUCGGAAUUCUGGGCCUCAUGGUGUCCGGCGCGUUGUUCAACCACGUCAGUGCAAAGUACAUCUUCGUCCGAGUUCUCCGAGACUCGAAACAUCUCCAAGCCAACUCCUUGGUCCAUUGGGGCGUCUGGCUUGGAACUCUUGCCGCCGUCAACCUUGUCGCUUUCCUGAUCGCCUCUGGUGUACCCAUCUUCAACUAUCUCCUCAGUCUUGCCGGUAGCCUUGCCUUCGCCCCACUUGCGCUUGGUCUUCCAGGUUGGCUUUGGAUAUAUGAUCACAAGGAUUACCGGAAAGGCACAUUGAUACAGAAAAUCCUGUACGGACUGCACGUGCUGAUGAUUAUGAUCUCCCUCUUCCUGUGCAUCGGCGGAACGUAUGGUGUCAUCGUUCAGAUCAUGGAUGCUUACAAGGAUGGAAGUAUUGACUCUGCCUUCUCCUGUGCGGACAACAGUAACUCGUCCUAA
Molecule: messenger RNA, 1395 nt
Organism: Paraphaeosphaeria sporulosa
Lineage: Eukaryota; Fungi; Ascomycota; Dothideomycetes; Pleosporales; Didymosphaeriaceae
Exons: 5
Coding region: 1-1395 (464 amino acids)
Biological process (GO): amino acid transmembrane transport
Cellular component (GO): vacuolar membrane
Molecular function (GO): amino acid transmembrane transporter activity
Source: RefSeq, a predicted model, not a curated record